Molecule: messenger RNA, 1056 nt
Organism: Trichechus manatus latirostris (Florida manatee)
Lineage: Eukaryota; Metazoa; Chordata; Mammalia; Sirenia; Trichechidae
Product: olfactory receptor 9I1-like
Exons: 1
Coding region: 1-942 (313 amino acids)
Biological process (GO): sensory perception of smell; G protein-coupled receptor signaling pathway
Cellular component (GO): membrane
Molecular function (GO): olfactory receptor activity; odorant binding; G protein-coupled receptor activity
Source: RefSeq, a predicted model, not a curated record
AUGGCAGAGAAUGGCACUGUGGUGACGGAAUUUGUUCUAAUGGGAUUCCAGCUUCCGGCAGAGCUGCAGAUGGGCCUCUUCUUUGUGUUUCUGAUUCUUUACCUCCUCACCAUGGGGGGCAAUCUGGUCAUGAUCCUUCUGAUUCAUAGUGACCCUCACCUCCAGACUCCCAUGUACUUCUUCCUCAGCCACCUUUCUUUCUUGGACAUUUGCUAUUCCUCUGUAAUUAUCCCUCAGUUGCUUGAAACCUUAGGGACUGAUAAGACAGUCAUGACCUAUGAGCGCUGUGCCACCCAGUUCUUCUUUUUCACACUUUAUGCUAGCACUGAAUGUUUCCUUUUGGCUGUGAUGGCCUAUGACCGCUAUGUGGCUGUGUGUAACCCUCUCCUCUACGCCACUGCCAUGACACCACAGACCUGCCUGGGGCUGGUGGCUACGGCAUACGCUGGUGCAAUGGUCAAUUCUGUAGUCCGCACUGGGUGUACUUUCUCCUUAUCCUUCUGUAAGUCCAAUAACAUAGACUUCUUCUUUUGUGACCUGCCACCCCUGCUGAAGCUUACCUGUGGUGAGACCAAGCCACUGGAGCUAGUGAUAUACCUCUUAGCUUUUUUGGUCAUCACAAUCAGCAUUUCAGUGAUUCUCAUCUCCUACCUGUUCAUCAUUAGGGCUAUUAUGAGGAUUUGUACAGCAGGUGGCAAAGCCAAGACCUUCUCCACCUGUGCUUCUCAUAUGACUGCAGUGGCUCUUUUCUUUGGGACUCUCAUAUUCAUUUACCUGAAAAGUAACAUGGGCAAAUCCCUCUGGAAGGACAGGAUCAUUUCCGUAUUUUACACUGUGGUUAUCCCCAUGCUGAACCCAAUAGUCUACAGCCUCAGAAACAAGGAAGUGAAGGAGGCUCUGAACAAAGCUCUCAACAGGAUGAAGGUUUCCCAAGUAGAAUAAGACCCGAGUUCCAUCAAUUCAGAAGUUCCUGCAAAUCAUCCUCUGUGAUUUUGGCUCAUCUCCUUAACACAUGAACCAGAUCUCACAGUUACAAAAGGCAUACAGAAGUAGAAA